Talaromyces rugulosus is the source of this 810-nucleotide messenger RNA. RefSeq lists its product as uncharacterized. The transcript has a single exon. NCBI's taxonomy places the organism in Eukaryota, Fungi, Ascomycota, Eurotiomycetes, Eurotiales, Trichocomaceae. The coding region runs from base 1 to 810 and encodes 269 amino acids. The record is from RefSeq and is a predicted model, not a curated record.
AUGAGCUACAACGACAACAACAACGACAGCUACGGCUCGAGCAACCAAGACUCGUACGGAUCGUCCAACAAGGACUCGUAUGGUUCCUCGAACACCAAGGACAGCUAUGGCUCAUCGGGCAACAACGACAGCUAUGGUUCAUCCAACAAGGAUAGCUACGGUUCGUCCAACAAGGACAGCUAUGGCUCAUCUGGAAACAACGACAGCUAUGGUUCGUCCAACAAGGACAGCUAUGGCUCAUCGGGCAACAACGACAGCUAUGGUUCAUCCAACAAGGAUAGCUACGGUUCAUCCAACAAGGAUAGCUACGGUUCGUCCAACAAGGACAGCUAUGGCUCAUCUGGAAACAACGACAGCUAUGGUUCGUCCAACAAGGACAGCUAUGGCUCAUCUGGCAACAAUGACAGCUACGGCUCCUCGAAGAAUGAUUCAUACGGCUCGUCUAACAACGACUCCCGUGGCUCAUCCAACAAGGACUCCUAUGGCUCAUCGGGCAACACGGACAGCUACGGAUCAUCCAACAAGGACUCCUAUGGCUCAUCUGGCAACAACGACAGCUAUGACUCGUCCAACAAGGACUCCUAUGGUUCAUCAGGCAAUGAUUCCCGCGGAGGAAAUGACAGCUACGGAUCGUCCAACAAGGACUCCUAUGGCUCUUCAGGAAACGACUCUCGCGGAGGCAAUGAUAGCUAUGGAUCGUCCAACAAGGACUCCUACGGCUCAUCGGGCAAUGACUCCCGCGGAGGAAAUGACAGCUACGGCUCUUCUGGAAACGACUCAUACGGCAGCUCCCGCCGUGACAACUACUAA